Molecule: messenger RNA, 1497 nt
Organism: Ascochyta rabiei
Lineage: Eukaryota; Fungi; Ascomycota; Dothideomycetes; Pleosporales; Didymellaceae
Exons: 2
Coding region: 1-1497 (498 amino acids)
Cellular component (GO): nucleus
Molecular function (GO): protein binding; cis-regulatory region sequence-specific DNA binding
Source: RefSeq, a predicted model, not a curated record
AUGGCGCCCGGCAUUCUCAAGGACCCCGGCUUUGCCCCCGCCGAACCACAGCCCGCUAAAAGAAGAAAACUCACUGUGCCGGUGCCUGUCCAGCAUGUCGAGGACGACGAGGAUGUGGCGACCGCUGUGCCUGCACACCCGCUGGGCAUCAAGCCAGCCGGCAAUGCGUACACGGCAACCGAGAACAUCAAGGCGAGAUGCGGAUCCUUUGCCCGGCUGCCUGACGAGCUGCUGAACCACAUUCUCGAGUCAUUCGAUGCUGACGCGCUGGUACGCCUGGGCAGCACCUGUCGAGCCCUGUACGCCUUUACACGGCUGGACGAGCUGUGGCGGGCCUUAUUUGUAGGAUCUCCACCGGAGAACUUCACAUGGCGCGGCACCUGGCGCGCAACCUAUCUCAACACGCCGCCAGCGCACACCACCAGCAUCUCCUGCAACAACCUCUUCUCCGACGUGUUGUACCGCCCCUUCCAAUGCGCCCACACGUCGCUCAAACCCUACACGACCAACAUCCCCCCUAGCAACGCCAUCGCACGCCUCCCCGACUUAACACCGGAAGAGUACUCGGCGCGCUGGACCGACAAGCCCUUCAUCCUCACGGAGCCCGUAAAGCAGUGGCCCGUCUACGGAACCUGGACGCCAGAGUACCUCCUCGCCAACUUCGCGUCGACGAAAUUCACAGCCGAAGCCGUCGACUGGCCCCUCUCCACCUACACGUCCUACAUGCAGAACAACGCCGACGAAUCCCCGCUGUACCUCUUCGACCGCGCCUUCGCCUCCAAGACGAACAUGCCCACGAGCGGUCCAGACGCUGCCUACUGGACCCCCUCGUGCUUCGGCGCAGAUCUGUUCAGCGCCCUAGGUUCCCAGCGCCCCGACAGCCGCUGGCUGAUCCUCGGGCCCGCAGGAAGCGGCAGCACAUUCCACAAAGACCCCAACGCAACCAGCGCGUGGAACGCCGUGCUGACGGGCUCCAAAUACUGGCUGAUGUUCCCCUCGUCGCCCUCGACCCCGCCACCACCGGGCAUCCUCCUCAACGCCGACGCGAGCGAGAUCACAGCGCCCCUCAGCAUCGCAGAGUACCUCCUCUCGUUCCACGCGCUCGCCCGCGCUACACCGGGCGCGCACGAGGGCAUCUGCUGCGCGGGCGAGAUCUUGCAUGUCCCCAGCGGCUGGUUCCACCUCGUGCUCAACCUGUCGCCUUCGUUGGCGCUGACGCAGAACUUCGUGCCCGAGGCCAAGUUGGCCGACGUCCUUGCUUUUCUGCGCGACAAGAGGGAGCAGGUGAGUGGGUUCGCAGACGAUGUAGCAGAGCGGGCGUAUGAGGUUUUCGUGGAGCGGUUGCGGGAGCACUGGCCGGGGUUGUUGGAGGAUGGGGUCAGGGAGUUGGAGAGGAGAGAUCAGAGGGCCAAGGCUGGGGGGGGGGAGGUGGGAGGUGUUGACCAAGGGAGAAACAGGGGAAGAAGGAGGGGAGGAGAUGGGGGGAGGGGUGUUUAG